This is a messenger RNA of Biomphalaria glabrata, 789 nucleotides long. Its product is annotated as anaphase-promoting complex subunit 10-like. The record is from RefSeq and is a predicted model, not a curated record. The coding region runs from base 134 to 700 and encodes 188 amino acids. The transcript is spliced from 3 exons. Gene Ontology annotation, cellular component: anaphase-promoting complex. NCBI's taxonomy places the organism in Eukaryota, Metazoa, Mollusca, Gastropoda, Planorbidae. Gene Ontology annotation, biological process: protein K11-linked ubiquitination; anaphase-promoting complex-dependent catabolic process.
AACUAGAUUUUGCUAUGAAUGAUUACAUUAUUACUGAAGUUUUAAACUUAUGUCUCUAGAGACUAGAUCUAUAUAGAUCUAGAUAUCUAGUCUAGACCUCUAAAAUCUAUCUAUAUAGAUCUAGAGAUCUAAAAUGCUUAAAAAAUUUAGCGAUGCACAAACCGUAGAUAUUUUCAAAGAUGAAAGAGAUGGUAAACUAAGAGAAGUUGGCAAUCAAGCUGUCUGGUCACUUUCUUCCUGUAAACCGGGUACGGCGGGUUUUGGUGUGGAACAGCUGCGCGAAGAAUCAAAUGAAACCUACUGGCAAUCAGACGGACCACAGCCUCACACUGUAAGCAUUCAAUUCAGGGGAAAAACUACACUACAAGAUGUUUGCAUAUAUGCUGAUUACAAAUCAGAUGAAAGCUACACACCAAAUAGGCUAUCUAUUCGAGCUGGUAACCAUGCCAAUGAUUUGGUGGAAAUUGAACAGGUGGAGCUGAGUGAGCCUACUGGGUGGGUGUGCAUACCAUUGAAAGAUGUGCAUGACAAACCUAUCAGGACUUUCAUGAUACAGAUAGCUGUGCUCAGUAACCAUCAGAAUGGCAGAGACACUCACAUAAGGAGAAUCAAAGUCAGAUCCCCUGUUAACUAUGGUGAUGUGCCUUACCCCAAUGCUAGUAAUAUGACCUUGAAAAAUUUGGCAUUUACCAUAAGGUGACAUUUCACACAUGCAUCAAUGUAAAAAAUUGACUUGUAAAUAUUUGUUUGAAAGAUUUAUUUUUUUUUUGCAGUAUUUCAUAAGUUGCA